Engraulis encrasicolus (European anchovy) is the source of this 1950-nucleotide messenger RNA. Its product is annotated as synapsin-1-like. Gene Ontology annotation, cellular component: synaptic vesicle; synaptic vesicle membrane. The record is from RefSeq and is a predicted model, not a curated record. Gene Ontology annotation, biological process: neurotransmitter secretion. Lineage: Eukaryota; Metazoa; Chordata; Actinopteri; Clupeiformes; Engraulidae. Gene Ontology annotation, molecular function: ATP binding.
AUGAAUUACUUACGGCGCCGGCUGUCCGACAGCAAUUUCAUGUCCAACUUGCCCAACGGCUACCUCUCGGAUCUGCAGAGACCCGACACCCCACCCCAGCCGCCCCAGACCGGCACCAGCGGCACCACCAGUCCCGCGCCCCAGCAGCAGAGGCGGCCGGCCAGUAGCCAGUCCUCCGGUGCCGGUUUCUUCUCCUCCAUCUCCAACGCGGUCAAGCAGACCACCGCGGCCGUCGCCACCUUCACCGAGGUGGCCGAGAGGGUCCAUGCCCAGCACGCUGCCAAGAUACUGCUGGUUAUCGAUGACCAGCAGACGGACUGGGCCAAAGUCUUCAAAGGCAAGAAGGUCCAUGGCGAGUUUGACAUCAGAGUGGAGCAGGCGGAGUUCAGUGAGAUCAGCUUGGUGGCUCAUGCGACGGGCAGCUACAGUGUUGACAUGGAGGCUAUACGCAACGGCAACAAGAUCACCAAGACGUUUAAGCCUGACUUCGUGAUGGUGCGUAAACACGCCUUCAGCAUGGCGAAGAACGGAGACCAUCGCAACAUCGUGAUUGGCCUGCAGUACGCCGGGAUCCCCAGCGUCAACUCACUGCACUCCGUAUACAACUUCUGCGACAAACCCUGGGUGUUUGCCCAGAUGACGCGGCUGUAUAAGCAAUUGGGACCAGAGGAGUUUCCCCUGAUCGAGCAGGUGUACUACCCCAACCACAAGGAGAUGAUCACGGCGCCCAAGUUCCCCGUGGUGGUGAAGAUGGGACACGCCCACUCCGGAAUGGGAAAGGUGUGGGAACUCCAGGUGAUGGCUAGCCACGCCCUCUCAGGUGUGGGAACUCCAGCCACGCCCUCUCAGGUGUGGGAACCCCAGGUGAUGGCUAGCCACGCCCUCUCAGCCACGCCCUCUCAGGUGUGGGAACUCCAGGUGAUGGCUAGCCACGCCCUCUCAGCCACGCCCUCUCAGGUGUGGGAACCCCAGGUGAUGGCUAGCCACGCCCUCUCCGGUGUGGGAAAGAGAGACACCUCCUCACCAGUCAGGUAUCGCAUGUGGGUGGAUCGCUGUUCUGAGGUGUUUGGAGGCCUAGAGAUCUGCUCUGUGGAGGCGCUACACGGCAAAGACGGCAAAGACUACAUCAUAGAGGUGGAGGGCUGUUCGAUGCCUCUGAUCGGUGACCAGAUUGAGGAGGAUCGCUCCCUCAUCGCCGACGUCGUCGUCUCCAAGAUGACACAGAACACCACGCGCACACACCCCUCACCUAUACGCACACAGCCCCCUGUUCAGAAAGCUGCAUCUCCCCAGUCGGCGUCUCAGCAGCGAGUACCUCAGCAGCGCCCCCCUACGCAAGGUGCGUCUCCCCCCAGCUCUACUGGAGCCCCCAGUGCCCCCCCCCCCCCCCCCCCCUCUCAGCAACGCCCCUCCCCCCAGGGAGCCCAGCCAAUAGCCAGCCAGGCCACGCCCCCGGCUGCCACCUCAACUAAGCCAGCAGGGGGCCCCGUGAGGGCAGCCAGCCAGGGGACCCCCCCUCAGCAGAGGGGCCCCCCAGGACAGAGCGCCGGCCGCGGACAGCCAGCCCAGAGGCCCCCCCCACCCCGACAGAUGAGCCAGGGAGGCACGCCCCCUCAACGCCCCCCACCUACACAGGUACGCCCCCCGCCAACACAGGGAGCGCGACCCCCCACUACUCAGCAGCCGAGGCCGGUCGCCGCGGGGGGGGCACCUGGGUCCAAACCCCCCCUCCAGCAGAAACCCACCCCCCCUCAGCAACCCAGCCCCGACCACCCUGCACUGAAUGGAUAUGGGCAGCUGCACAAGUCGCAGUCUCUCACCAAUGCCUUCACCAUUCCAGAGCCACAGCAGGGGGCGGAGCCACGCCAAAGCCUCAGUCAGGAUGAGGUGAAGGCCGAGAGCAUACGCAACCUGCGGAAGUCCUUCGCCAGCCUCUUCUCCGCCGAGUAA